Messenger RNA from Ilex paraguariensis (yerba mate), 3066 nucleotides. The record is from the annotation of a GenBank genome assembly. Lineage: Eukaryota; Viridiplantae; Streptophyta; Magnoliopsida; Aquifoliales; Aquifoliaceae.
AUGAAGAGCAGGAGAGGAAGUUGCAGAGCUAGUGCUUCUGGAGGUAAUGGGUUUGCUGGAGGUGGUGGUGGAAGAAUUUCUGUCAAGGUUAAAAGCAGGCAUGAUGAUCCUCAAUUCUUAGUUCAUGGGGGAAGAAGCUUAGGAUGUCCUGAAAACUCGGGUGCUGCUGGGACAUUUUUGGAUGCCAUUCCUCGGAGACUAGUUGUCAGCAAUCACAACAUGUCAACACAAACUGACACACUUCUUUUGGAGUUCCCUAAUCAGCCACUGUGGACAAAUGUGUAUAUUAAAAAUAAUGCCAGAGCUACUGUUCCUUUGCUAUGGAGUCGUGUGCAGGUUGGAGGACAAAUUAGUUUAUCAGGUGGGGCAGUUUUAAGCUUUGGGCUCCCUCAUCUUGCUUUAUCAGAGUUUGAGUUGAUGGCAGAAGAGCUUUUGAUGAGUGACUCAGUAAUCAAGAUAUAUGGGGCUUUGCGAAUGUCUGUCAAAAUUCUCUUGAUGUUGAAAUCAAAAAUCCUCAUAGAUGGUGAUGGUGAUGCAAUUGUAGCUACGUCCUUGCUUGAGGCUAGCAAUUUAGUGGUUCUCAGGGGAUCAUCAGUGAUACAUUCGAAUGCAAAUUUGGGAGUCCAUGGACAAGGUGCAUUGAACUUGUCUGGUCCAGGAGAUCUUAUUGAAGCUCAACAUUUGGUUUUAUCAUUAUUUUAUAGUAUCAAAGUUGGUCCUGGAUCUGUUCUACGAGGUCCUUUGGAGAAUGCAAGUAACCACAACAUGACACCAAGGCUCUAUUGUGACCUAAAGGACUGCCCCAUGGAACUGCUUCGCCCCCCUGAAGAUUGCAAUGUGAACUCUUCAUUGUCAUUCACGCUUCAGAUCUGCCGAGUUGAAGAUAUAAUUGUUGAAGGCUUCAUAGAAGGAUCUGUUGUUCAUUUCCACUGGAUUAGAACUGUGGUUAUUAAAUUUUCUGGAGUAAUUAGUGCAUCUGGGCUUGGCUGCGUUGGUGGGAUGGGCAGAGGAAAAUUUUUGACCAAUGGCCUUGGUGGUGGGGGUGGACAUGGCGGCAAAGGUGGGGAUGGAUUUUACAAUGGCAGUUUUAUUGAGGGUGGUGUUGAAUACGGGAAUGCUGAUCUACCUUGUGAACUAGGUAGUGGAAGUGGAAAUGACAGCCUAGCUGGAACAACUGCAGGUGGUGGCAUCAUAGUUAUGGGUUCACUGGAGCACUCAUUGUCAAGCUUGUUUAUCCAUGGCUCACUUAAAGCUGAUGGAGAAAGUUUCGGAAGUAAUAUUAGAAAGCAAUACGGUAGUGUUAGCUCUGAUAUAGGUCCAGGAGGUGGAUCUGGUGGAACUAUUCUUUUAUUUGUUCAUACAUUGGCCCUUGCUGAUUCUUCUAUGAUCUCAACUGUUGGAGGACAUGGUAGUCUCAAUGGAGGCGGUGGAGGCGGAGGAAGAGUGCACUUUCAUUGGUCAGACAUUUCUGUUGGGGAUGAUUACCAGCCCAUUGCAUUUGUCAAUGGAACAAUAAACACUGGUGGAGGAAUGGGUAGAGGCCUGGGUUAUGCCGGGGGAAAUGGAACUGUCACUGGAAAAGCCUGUCCAAGAGGACUUUAUGGGAUCUUUUGUCAGGAAUGCCCACUUGGAACUUUUAAGAAUGUCAGUGGAUCUGACAGAGCACUUUGUCAUAGUUGCCCAUCUCAUGAGCUUCCUCGUCGUGCUAAAUUUAUUGCUAUUCGAGGUGGUGUUGCUCACACUCCUUGUCCUUACACAUGUGGUUCUGAGAGAUAUCACAUGCCACACUGUUAUACAGCCCUUGAAGAGUUGAUAUACACCUUUGGAGGGCCAUGGUUAUUUGGUUUUAUUCUCUUAAGUCUUCUCAUCCUACUAGCUCUUGUGCUUAGUGUUGCUCGGAUGAAAUUUGUCACAGCAGAUGAAUUACCUGGCAUAGUUCCAACUCGACGUGGUUUGCAAAUAGAUCGCUCGUUCCCUUUUUUGGAGUCAUUGAAUGAGGUUUUGGAAACGAACAGAAAUGAGGAAUCCCAGAACCAUGUGCAUAGAAUGUACUUUUUGGGAUCUAACACUUUCAGUGAACCUUGGCAUCUCGCUUACUCUCCUCCAAAACAAGUUUUAGAUAUUGUAUAUGAAGAUGCGUUCAACAGAUUUGUAGAUGAGAUUAAUGGUUUAGCUGCUUAUCAGUGGUGGGAAGGAUCAGUCUACAGCAUUUUUUCUAUUAUUGCAUAUCCACUUGCCUGGUCAUGGCUGCAGUGGUGCCAGAAAAAGAAAAUACAAUGUUUACGUGAAUUUGUUCGAUCAGAAUAUGAUCAUGCUUGCCUGAGCUCCUGUCGUUCACGUGCUCUCUAUGAGGGGCUUAAGGUAGCUGCAACCUCUGAUCUAAUGCUUGCACAUGUGGAUUUUUUCCUUGGUGGAGAUGAGAAGAGAGAUGACCUUCCUCCUCGCCUUCAUCAACGAUUUCCGUUGUCUUUAGUUUUUGGAGGAGAUGGAUCUUACAUGACUCCUUUCUCUCUUCACAGUGAUAAUGUUCUAACCAGCCUCAUGAGUCAGUCUGUCCCACCAACAAUUUGGUAUCGAUUAGUGGCUGGACUGAACGCACAGCUGCGUUUGGUUUGCCGUGGACGUCUGAGGAGAACUUUCCAUCCAGUUAUCAGCUGGCUUGAAACACAUGCAAAUCCAACUUUAAGUAUUCAUCAUGUUCGUGUUGAUCUUUCUUGUUUUCCGCCGACAGCUGGUGGUUAUUGCCAGUUUGGCCUUGUCAUGUCUGCUAUCAAAGAUGAAAAUGUGCCACCAUCAAUUGAAGAGCCAAAUGGAGUUUUGUUAGCUGAGAAACAGUCACGUUUGCUUGAUAUUAAUGGGAGGAAUGCUUCUGAUCAUUUGAAAACCAAUGAUCCUUUGAUGAUGCCUAAAAGGGUUUUUGGAGGGACGUUAAAUACUAAGAGUUUACAAGCACUGGAAGAGAAGAUGACUUUACAUUAUCUUUUUUCUUUUAUUAUUCGUAACAACAAGCCUGUUGGUCAUCAGGUAUUUCUAAUGCUUAAGCUUAUGGAGCGGAUUUGAAUAGGA